UACCGCUGACACACCGCCCGUAACAUAACAGCUCAUUACGAAAACUAUGACCAAUUAGGUCCGACCUCAUGAAACUCGACACGACACUACGAUGACGACCAACCUAUCACCCCAGGGUGCAGCGACACUCCAUUGUUUCAUAAAGAGGAAAGCGAAGGACGCCUCGUGCAUCCCAAUUAGCGAAGAGAGUUUCGGCGGCAAGUGAAUACAAAGUCGUCAAUACAGCUCCUCGACGGACAGACGACGCAAGGACUUGGGGGAUAGCGUGUGUUAAUUUUGAAACAUUCGAUACCGAGGGAAAUUCGACUCGGAUUAUUUUAAGGAGGGCAAACUUCAUAGUGUUUGUUAUGCGUGAGUGUGUACGAAAGUUAGCGAAAUUUUGGCAACGAGGCAACAAUACUGACGAGUGCAGUGCGGGACAGUAAUCAUUUGAUACAUUUAGUGAUGAUCGCCCGUCAGGACGUGUACCGUGAUUGUGCAUAAAGACCUACCCUGUGUGCUGUGCUCAGUGCUGUUAUUAAUAUUAGUCUCUUAAACUGUUUGGCAAUGGAGAGAAUUCCUCGCGUAUUGAUUAGUAUAGCACUUGCUGCGCUCUUGCCAAUGGCGUCACUGGAAAGCCAGGAUAAGCUCGCCAAAGAAAACAUUCCACACUCUCGACAGAAAAGGAUACUUUGGAUAACGAAUGAUGGACGACUGGCACUUCCACCAGGGACCACGAUGGCCAUAACACCCUCUAUAUCAAUGCCAUUCGUUAGGCAUCCUCCAAAAGGAUUCCUUUCUAAUAUGACAGUCAGUUUUCCUUUCUCAAGUACCAUAAUGUAUGAGCUGCAGUGCAAAAUUGAUUUCGACAAACUUGGUCUUACCGACAACGAGAAUCCAUAUGGAGAUUUGCCGCCAAUUUUCGCACGAUCCAUGGGUAACGCUGCAGCGUCCGUGAUGGCAAAUUACGUGGGACAAUAUCUGGAUACGAGGAGAGGUAAACGGUCUACCCGAGAAGCGAUACCGCCGGAGGCAGAGAGACUCGUGCUUGAUAGGUUUCACGGAGGCGAAAGGGCCCUGAUGUACGGAAUUGCAGAGGAUCUUAUUGCUAACUUCGGUCUAGAUGGAAAAGAAUGCCUUUUGAGAGCGAUAUGCGAAAUAAAUGCCCAUCCACUUACAAACUUUGGUUUCAUCGGCGAAGUAAUGAAACUAUUCUUUAAUCCAAGCAAAUCUCCGUACUCGAGCAUGUUGGCGGAAUACGUUGAGGCUCAGCGUGCGGGAGAGUCUGGAGGGGAAUGUUGGCCAUAUUACAGACUCUGCCCCAAGAGCAUAUUUCAAGCAUCUAAUAAAUAUACGAAAGACGCAGAGACCUUACACAGGCGGCAAGAACAAGACAGCAUUGAUAAUAACGAAAUGGAACUCAAAGCAAUGUAGUUGAUGCAAAGGCGCAUAGCCAUUAAUCCCAAAAUCCAAAUGUAGUAGUAGUAGUUUUCAACCAAAGUUGAUUCAAAUUUAGUAUCUUCUAACAUUUGUUAAAUUCGUAAGAGUGUGAU
Molecule: messenger RNA, 1532 nt
Organism: Vanessa atalanta (red admiral)
Lineage: Eukaryota; Metazoa; Arthropoda; Insecta; Lepidoptera; Nymphalidae
Exons: 7
Coding region: 547-1413 (288 amino acids)
Source: RefSeq, a predicted model, not a curated record